AACACCAAAACCUUUGACUUGUUAAAAUAAACCAUUGCCUAUAUAUAUAAUCAAGCCAUCUAUUUAUCUAACCCUCGAGACGGAACUAUUGGUCUAUAUUAUUAUUUAAACUUCACCGCAAUAAUAAAGUUCAUCAAUUUCUCUUGUGCGAUUCGAAGAUGAAACGUUUAUGGCCUACACGCCUCAUCCUCCUGAUGGUUCUCACCGUCAUCAUCACCAUGAUUGCCGCAGCGUAUGGUUAUUCCUCUGUCUCAUCAUCAAAACAUAAGUUCCCUCAUUACAAGUACAAAGCUCCAUCUCCUCCAACCACUUAUUCUCCUUACCGUUAUUUCUCGCCGCCUCCGGUUACAGAUUCAGAUUCUGCAGUUUAUGAUCGAUGAACACAGUGCAGUACGUCAAUUGAUCUGAGUUCUAUUUUUACAACUAUUCUUUUUUAUAUUUUGUUUCCUUUUGAUUUUUGAUGUAACAUAAUCUAAAUUAAUGGCCUGUUUUCCAAGUAACCGUGAGAAAAGUAUGCAGAUUUCGAUUGUUCACGUUAUGUAAGAUGAAAUAAUUAACAGAAUUGUUGCAGUA
Molecule: messenger RNA, 573 nt
Organism: Arabidopsis lyrata subsp. lyrata
Lineage: Eukaryota; Viridiplantae; Streptophyta; Magnoliopsida; Brassicales; Brassicaceae
Exons: 1
Coding region: 159-380 (73 amino acids)
Source: RefSeq, a predicted model, not a curated record